GUUUAAUGUAGCUGUUACUGUAAGACGAAGUUUGCUUCAGAAAAAAUUACAGGUACAACCACCUGUCAUUGUACAAAGCUAGAAAAACAGCGGCUUCUUUUUUUGAAAACUCCUCAAAUUCUCACAUACGUGCCUUUGUAAUUCACACUCAAAAUUCACACUCACGACUCGGUAGGGGAACAAAGCACAACAAGUCUAAUCCUAUGAAAGCUGAGGUUGCGAAGGGCGAAUGUUGCUUUUGAGCUGGUGCGCUAAUGCGUCGAAACGUCAUUUACGACGUGUGUCCCUGAUCCACUGAACGAUUUGUGUGUUAAUUAUUAUGCUAAACUAAUAAAAGCUGGGACUGCAGCCCAUGCGCGCUCAUUAUUUUCCUAGCCACGACACGGUGCAAUAGCGAAAUCAAUCGUAUUGAUUAUAUGAAGUUUGCUAUCGUGAAUUUGAACCUUAUAAGGUGCGCUUCAAACCGUCGAUUGAUCGGCAAGCUAAAUCGCGACAAGCCGUAAACCCGAGCCUAGCAAAUUAAAAUAAUAACAUACCAUAGAAAGCCCGAGGAAAUGAAGAGUAAAUGAAACGUGGGUGAGUCAAGAUAAAACGAUCUGGAAGUCUGACAUCACUGUAGUUUGGUUCAAGCAUUGGUCGUAUCACGAGCUCAGUCAAGUGGCGAAUAUGGAUCAAGCCAACGCUACCAACAACAGUCUUCCGUCGAAUGCAACCCUACCGUUUUUCUGCCGCGAGGACACAGUACUAGAAACAGCGAUCAAGCUCAUUGCUUAUACUGCCGUAUUGAUUGUGUCCUUAGUGGGAAAUAUCCGUGUCAUUUUAUUGAUUCUCCGCAGCCCCUGUUUGAGACGACGCACAAUCAAUUUAAUGGUGGUUAACAUGGCUUUAUCAGACCUCUUCCUCUCGUUAUUUGCGAUCCCUCGCACCAUGAGUGAAAUCGUCACGGAAAUAGGACGGUGGCAUGUGGACGGCCCGGCUGGCACCGCGCUCUGCAAAUUCGUCUUCUUUAUUCACGAUGUAUCAACUGCGGUUUCCAUAGAGUGCCUUGUUUUAAUCGCAGUGGAUCGUUUCUGUGCGGUGAUUUACCCCAUCCGCACCGCCACCCGUACAAGAUAUCGAGCGUUUCUCAUCCCACUGACAUGGAUUAUCGCCUGCGCCAUUCACUCGCCAACUCUCGUCAUCUACUUCCUCGAAUACGACCAGGGAUUUAUUUACUGCGAAUAUCGCUGGUCACCCAUCCCCGAAGAGCACGCGCGCAUCGUCCGCGAUCAUUAUAUCGUGAUGUUCUGCCUACACAUGGUGCUGCCUUUUUUCCUUCUGACGUUCCUCUACUCGGGCAUACUCGUCAAGCUUCACCAACGCGGUUAUCUCCUGCGAUCUGCGCUAACACACCGUAUGAGCGCGCGAAAACGCCGCGAACACAACAUCCUAAAAAUGGCAAUUACCAUUCUCAUCGCGUUUGCCGUUUGCUGGGCUCCGUUCAAUACAUUUGUAGUCUUGGACGUUUUUGUCCUAGACGGACCAAACUGUUCCCUAAGAGUCUUUUUCUUUUUCGCAAUGUUCCUGGCCUAUAUGAACAGCGCAGUUAAUCCUGGGAUUUAUCACUUUUUCAGUCGAAAUUUCAGGAAGGUCUCAAAGCGUAACGGUACUCGCCCGCGAGGCGUAAUAGCACCAAACAUCAACCACAUGGCGGCGUGCUGUCAGCUUCGACUCUCUCUGCCUCGUCCGCGGAAGACAAAGAGCGCAGGGAAUACCCCCAAACUUGAGCUUAUUACUGCUCUAUAAGACACGCACCCGGCUUUUACGCACAACACCGCCUCUGGUAACAAACUCCAGACAUUUUCUGAUACAGAGCGUUAGAAGAAUAGAUAAUAGAAGAGGAAUAAACUGUAAUCUAGUUCAAAAUUAUGUCAUCGCCCCUCAUGUUCUUUCAAAAGGUUCAUCUGACUUACGUGUAAGAUACAUGGCUUUGUUAAGCCUACUUCAGCAUAGAGCAUAUUUAGAACGCCAUCUAACUUCGAGUGUGAGCUGUAUAUACCUUGAUAUUGUAAAUAGGUAGCGCGAGACCUGUAAAGUCUAAUAUAUUGUAUGAUACUGAUUGUAAAAGACAUCACUCGCAUUAUAUCUAGCGAACUGCGAUAGUUACACGACUAUCGAAUAGAUUUAAAUGAUUCCAUCGCCGUAGCUCUAUUGUCUUUGUAUAUUAUAGUUUGCCCCCUCAUCAUUAAACACAUUGUAUAUACUAAGGCAAGUCAGUGAAGUCAUACAAAUAAAUUGGGUAAAAUUG
This is a messenger RNA of Nematostella vectensis (starlet sea anemone), 2287 nucleotides long. Its product is annotated as somatostatin receptor type 2. Gene Ontology annotation, molecular function: G protein-coupled receptor activity. The coding region runs from base 667 to 1785 and encodes 372 amino acids. The transcript has a single exon. Lineage: Eukaryota; Metazoa; Cnidaria; Anthozoa; Actiniaria; Edwardsiidae. The record is from RefSeq and is a predicted model, not a curated record. Gene Ontology annotation, cellular component: membrane. Gene Ontology annotation, biological process: G protein-coupled receptor signaling pathway.